Molecule: messenger RNA, 2478 nt
Organism: Brassica napus (rape)
Lineage: Eukaryota; Viridiplantae; Streptophyta; Magnoliopsida; Brassicales; Brassicaceae
Product: polygalacturonase-like
Exons: 4
Coding region: 335-1519 (394 amino acids)
Biological process (GO): carbohydrate metabolic process
Molecular function (GO): polygalacturonase activity
Source: RefSeq, a predicted model, not a curated record
AUUUAUAUAUAUAAUGUUGAUACUGCGGAAGGCGCGGGUCUUAACCUAGUAAUAUAUAGAAGUGGAAAAUGAUUAUUUGCAAAAAUGUCAUCGUUAAUGCAACGACCGUUGCUCCUAAAAAUUAGAUACCAACCAUGUGUUGUGUGCAACUAAUGAUUAGAAAUGUAAACUCUUUUAUCAAACACAAAUAAUUUCACAACCUCUUAUCAUAUAGACAGCACAUGUACUUAAUUGUACCCGUAGACUCCAAUAACGAACCAUUCAUGCACUAUAUAUAUAUACCCAUGCAUCAAACCCCAUAUCAAAACACAAACUCAAACUCACACAACUAAAAAUGACGAAAACAAAUAUUACAUUAGCACUUCUCUUCACCCUCCUCACCUUCAUCGAUGUCUCAACCAGCUCCUCCGUUGUAUUCAACGUCGUUAGCUUCGGGGCCAAACCUGACGGAGUCACAGAUUCGACGGCAGCAUUCCUCAAUGCAUGGCAAGCGGCUUGUGUCUCGGCAUAUUCAGCCACUGUGAUGGUUCCGACUGGUACGUUUCUAGUGAAGGGGAUAACGUUUACAGGGCCAUGCAAGAGCAAGCUCAAGUUUCAAGUAGCCGGAACCGUCGUUGCUCCAGCAGAUUACUGGGCAUUUGGAAACUCUGGCUACUGGAUUCUCUUCAACAGGGUUAGCAAAAUGUCACUUGUCGGUGGGACUUUCGACGCUCGGGCUAGUGGGUUCUGGGCUUGCCGGAAAUCUGGUCAGAAUUGUCCUCCCGGUGUUAGGUCCAUAACGUUCAACGGCGCAAAAGACGUGGUCAUAAGUGGAGUGAAAUCGAUGAACAGUCAGAUGUCCCAUAUGACCCUCAAAGGUUGCACCAAUGUGGCUGUCCGUAACAUCAAGCUAGUGGCUCCCGGAAACAGCCCAAACACCGAUGGUUUUGGCGUUCAAUCCUCCACAGGAAUCACACUCACUGGAAGCACAAUUCAGACCGGAGACGAUUGUGUUUCUAUCGGCCCUGGCUCCCGCAACUUCCUUAUCUCCAAACUUAACUGUGGCCCAGGUCAUGGGGUUAGCAUUGGGAGCUUGGCAAAGACAUUGAACGAAGAUGGAGUAGAGAACGUGACAGUAUCGAAUUCCGUAUUCACCGGGACAACAAACGGCGUAAGGAUAAAGUCGUGGGCGAGGGCGAGUACUGGAUUCGUUAAUAAAGUCUUCUUCCAAAACCUAAUCAUGAAGAACGUCCAAAACCCUAUCAUAAUCGACCAAAACUAUUGUCCUACCCACCAAGGUUGCCCUACCGAGCAUUCGGGGGUAAAGAUUAGCCAAGUGACGUAUAGGAACAUACAAGGAACGUCCGCGACACAGCAAGCGAUGAAUCUGGCAUGUAGCAAGACCAAUCCAUGCACUGGAAUCACAUUACAAGACAUUAAGCUUACUUACAACAAAGGAACUCCUGCUACUUCCUACUGUUUCAAUGCUGUUGGGACUAGUCUCGGUGUUAUUCAGCCUACGAGUUGUCUCAACCGAUAACAUCAAAAACUCUUGUUGUACAUUCAUUUGUUUGUAAGGUGAAAUGGUAAAACGUUAUUAGGAGAUUGAGUUUUUUCAUCUUUUAAUCGUUGUUACCUGGUGAAUAUAAUUUUCUUUUUUUUUGUGCAACCUGGUGAAUAUAAUAAAGAUUAACAAAACGAUGAUCCAAAUAGUUUUGUCCCCAAUGGCUUUGGAUAUUAACCGGCUGAGGCUACCCAAAUUGCUAGUUUUAUUUCAAUAAAUAAAAUAUUUUAUUUCAUAUUACUACAAAGUGAAAGACUUUGACCAGUCAUGGGGAAAGUGGAUGCUACAAUUCCCGACUACUCUGUUGCUUUUGUGGAAAGCAUCAUCGUUGCUCCUCUACAGCCUCCAACGUCUUUGGAAACCCUAGACCGGAGCGAUCCAAAUGCUCUUCCAAUCACGUCUUCUACUGAAGAGACUUCAGAUCUUGCCGAGAAGACUGUGAUUCAUGCGGCUGAAGGGGAUGAGAGGAACGAGCCACAAGAUGUUCCUUCAAAUGUUGAUCUUCCUCAGAGAUCAAAGGCCGAGAUCAUGUCACUUAAGAGCCGCCCUCAAAAAGGACAAAGAGACCUCUGGAGACAUCUACUACUUCCGUCUUCCUACCAUUUCCUCCUUGCCGGCUGCUUCAGCUCUGCCUGCCGUUUUGCAUGUGACAACAGCUGUACUUUCUACUCUUCCGGCUGCUCCCCCCAGCACCAUGGAAUUCUCAUAUUCUAAGAUCACCUCGUUUGUGAACAACAUAGAUACAUGCGUGGAUUUGUACCGUCAGAUAAAUUCGGGGGUUAAGAAUCUUCCUGCCUUAAAGGAUUUGGCGAAUCCUGAAGCGUACAAGGAUGUCUCUUGCACUUGAAUCGCUAUUAUUAACGUUCUUGGACUAUCCUUUUUCAAGAUGACUAUGACGUAUUAUAAUCAUUUAAUCAUCGUUUUUCAGUAUGCAG